Molecule: messenger RNA, 3386 nt
Organism: Eupeodes corollae
Lineage: Eukaryota; Metazoa; Arthropoda; Insecta; Diptera; Syrphidae
Gene: Vps11
Product: vacuolar protein sorting-associated protein 11 homolog
Exons: 2
Coding region: 232-3243 (1003 amino acids)
Biological process (GO): organelle fusion; vacuole organization; endosome organization
Cellular component (GO): endosome; HOPS complex
Molecular function (GO): protein-macromolecule adaptor activity; protein binding
Source: RefSeq, a predicted model, not a curated record
GCAAAUACAAAAUUGAGAAAUAAUUAUUUGUCUGUCUACCGAACAAGAAAAAUAUUUUUCAUUCCAAUUAAAUUUGAUUUUCUUCAUAAAUUAACUAAAAAUUUAAUCGAAAUCAUUCAUUUAAAUGAUGACACUACUCUGCCGACCAUAAAAUCUCCAAAACAGUUUUGAAAAAAGAUUUUCAGAUCUCUUAUCUUUCUGUGGCAUCGCAGUUCAGCAAAAUACAAGAAAAUGGCAAUUUUGGAAUGGAAAAAGUUCGAUUUCUUUAAUUUAGUUCCAAAUGCUGAUAAGGAAAAGGUCUUCGAAACAAUAAGGGACUCGGAAAUCACAUCCUGUACCAGUUGCACAAGUCAGAAAAUUAUUUGUGACUCAUUGGGAGUGGUGCAUGUCUUCUAUCGCAGCUGGGACCCGAUUUCAUUUCAAGGACACAAUGCCCCGAUAAUUCUCUGUUCGAUAGCACCGCAGAGCAAUCUUCUGGUGACAAUCUCAAAUCGAGAUUUCUCCGAUCCGCCCCUCGUCAAGGUCUGGGAUCUAUCGAAGGCAACGAAACGGGGCGGUGCCCCGUGUUUGGGAAGUGCCAAGGCACUUCUACAAAAACCAAGCGCCCUCGGAGUGGCUCAGGGAAUUGGGAAUCAGUUGUUUAUUGCCAUUGGCUAUGAACGUGGAGAGAUAUCCCUUUACCGGGGAACCGUGAGCAGGGAUUUCUCGGGUGGAUUUAAGAGCUUCACUGUCGGCACAAAGUCCAUCACUGGAAUCUCCUUCAAGCAACAUGGCAAACUGACAGAUAUGUUUGUUUGUUCGGAUUCUGGAGUUUUCGUCUAUACUCUGUCGGAGAACGAGAAGGAAGUUAAGCAUAUUCUGGAUCCCUCGAAUGUGCCGACACGGUGCUGCGCACUCCAGACCAAAGCCCCCAAUGAAACCUAUUUCAUGACGGGCAAGGAUGAUGCGGUCUAUUGUUAUACGAGUGACGGGCGUGGUCCGUGCUAUGCUCUCGAGGGACAGAAGCAUUUCAUCCAAUGGUUCCCUAACUAUUUGGUCAUCAUCAUGAAGGCCACCAAGAGCUCGUUGCAGCAGCAGAAGGAGUUUGUCCUGAUUGUCAUCGAUAUACAGAACAAGUUCAUAGUUUUCCAAACUCCCAUCGAUCCAGUUGUGGCCAUUCUCAAUGAGUUCGGGAACUGUUUCAUCGUCACGAAGGCCAAGCAGGUGUUCCAUCUGCGUGAGAAGGACAUCCAGAGCAAGUUGAACAUGCUCUUCAAGAAGAACCUCUACGACAUCGCUUUGCGGAUCGCCAAGGACCUCCAAUUUGACGAGGAGGGCCUGGCUUCGAUCUACAAGCAAUACGCUGACCAUUUGUACAUCAAGGGCGACUAUGCAAGGGCUGUGGAGCGAUAUAUCAAGACAAUCGGAUACAUUGAGCCCUCGUAUGUGAUCAUGAAAUUUCUGGACUCGAGGCACAUCAAGUACCUCGCCGACUACCUGCAUGCGUUGUACAAGCAGAAUCAAGCGUCGCAACAGCACAAGACGCUUCUGAUGAACUGUCGCACUAGAUUGGAUCUUCCCCAAAAGCUGGACGAGUUCCUGUUUAACGAGGAAGAGGACUCCAAUGAAAUGAUAUUCGACAUAAAUGCAGCGAUCCGGAAUCAAUCGGCAGCCACAAUUGGUUUCCAGGACAGAGAGGAGCUAAAGGAGGAAUACAACAUUAGUGUGCUGCUCAAAAAGAUCCAAGACACCAGCGAGAUGACCAGUAUGCUAGCCAAACUAAGCGAAGACGAUGUGUAUACGUUUUUCAAGAAGUUCGGCUUGAUUCUGAUGCAGCAAGCUCCCGAGGAGACUACCAGAUUGUUGAAGCGCAUUUGUCGUGAGCAGGAGAUGUCGAAUUUUAUUGAAGACCAUGUCAAUGAGGUUCUGAUUAGGUUCUCUCCGGACCAAUUCAUUCCUUUGUUCGAUGGCAAGUGGGAGUUGUUGCUAGGGUUCCUGGAGAGCUGUGUGGAAGGCGCUUCGACCGAGUUUCAUGAAACCGUCUACAACACGUUGGUGGAAUUGAACUUGAGGAAGUGGCAGAACAGUAUGCUUACUGAUAGUCAACUGUUGGAUAUCUUGAAAUUACAUCGAUCCAAAUACAACAAGGAGCAAGUUCUGGUGUUGUGUCGCAUGGCUCAGUUCUGGGCGGGAAUUCUCUACCUCUACGAGGAGGACCAGUUGUAUAAUCUGACGAUCCAUUACUACGUCAAGAACAAGGACUACAAUAGCCUCUUAAACUGCUGUAAGAGUUUAGGUCGGUUCCAGCCGCAACUCUGGAUUCAAGCUUUGAAUGAAUUGCGCAAUGAUCCCGAGGUCCCGAUGAAUGUCCUCUUGCAGAUCCUGAAUGUGAUCACAACGGAGAAAUUGCAGUCACCGUUGCAGAUCCUCCAGUGUCUAGCUGUAGAGCGUGGGCCGAAUAUAUCUCACGUCAAAGACUACUACACCCAGGCAUUCAUCAAGGAGACAACAGCUAUCUAUCAGGAAGAGAAGGAUGUGGACAAUCUGCAAGCGGAUUUGAAGUCGUUGCAGGAGUUGCUCAAGAAUUUUCAAACCAACCCGAUUGAAUUCCGCAACACCGUCUGCGAUGCCUGCACUCAACCACUCUCCCUGCCGGCUGUAUAUUUCCUAUGCCAGCACUCCUUCCAUCAGGAUUGUGUGAUGACCUAUUCAGAGAACGAAAAAGACUGCAGUAUUUGUAGUGUGAAGAACCAACAGAUGGCCGAGAGGCUGCGCACCCAACAGGAGUCCACAGGCCAGCACGAGAAUUUCCAUCGGAUCUUGAACCAAUCCAAUGACAUGCUCUACGUUUUGUCCAGUUAUUUCGGUCGAGGAUUACUGAACCAAAUUGUGAUUGUCGACGAACAGAAAGCAUCCGAUGAAAAUCAACUGAACCAGAAUACUGUGGGGUACAAUUGGAGUGCGAAGCACAAAGACGGAGAUGGUCCAAUUCCAGUGGAACACGUAAAUAACUACAAAUGGAGUGGUCGAAUAACGAAUCAGGAUAGAGAGCAAACAGAAAAGCAACACCCGAUGCCGAAGAAGUUCACUCCAAUGGUCAAUCAAUACGACGAUUCGAAGAAUCCCUUCAAAGUGGAUGACACAAAUCCGUUCGCUUCGGAUGAUGAUGUUGAUGCUGUCGGGGGAAGUAGUAGCAGGCAAAGUGGGAAACGAAGCGAAACAUACGACAAGAAUUUGAAUCCAUUUGGUGAUGAUGAUGAUUGAAGUGACAAAAGAUCUUUAAGAUAAUUAUUUGUAUGAAUAUUGUACUCGUUAGUCAUGUAAGUUAGUCAUAUAUGAAAGUUUGGUAAAAUAAUUACAUACCACACAUGAAGAAUAACGCAAAUAAAAGAAGAAUUAAAUUAAUU